CCGGCGCGCUGACGGGUCUCUGGAUCUGACAGUGCUGGGCAUGAACAGCGGUACUGCUAUGGACGGUAUCGACUGCGCCCUCGUGCGGUACCGCCAAGAGUCGCCGACUGCUCCUCUACAUAUGGAGGUUCUCAAGUACGACGAGAUCCCCGUGCCGCAGCGGAUGAAGAAGCCCAUCCUCAAGAUGCUCCGCGAGACCAGGACAACACCUAGCGCCAUGUCGCAGCUGAACGUCCAGCUGGGCGAGAUGUUUGCCGAUGCCGUGCACGAGUUCUGCGGGAAGCACAACGUCGCCAUGGACAGCAUCGAUCUGAUCGGCUCGCACGGCCAGACUAUCUGGCUGCUCAGCAUGCCCAAGCAAGGCGAGACGCGCUCUGCCUUCUGCCUGGGAGAAGGCACCAUCAUCAGCGCCCAGACAGGCAUCACGACCAUCACCGACUUCCGCCAGGCCGAACAAGCUAUUGGCCGACAGGGCGCACCGCUGGUUGCCCUCAUCGACGGCCUCCUCCUCCACCACCCGAAUAAGAUGCGGCUGUGCCAGAACAUUGGGGGCAUCGCCAAUCUCUGCCUGAUCCCCCCCGACAGCGAGGGCGGCGUCGACGCCAUGGUCGACUGGGACUGUGGGCCGGGUAACAUGUUCAUCGACGCCGCCAUGCGGCACUUCACCAACGGCGAGAAGGAGUACGACGAGGACGGCAAGUGGGCCGCCCAGGGUACCGUCAACCAUCAGAUCGUCGAAGACUUUCUGGCUGCCAACGCCUACAUCAACCAUCACCCGCCCAAGACGACGGGCCGCGAGGUGUUCGGCGAUAACGAGUGCCAAGAAAUCAUCGACAAGUGCGAGGCGGCCGGAUGCAGCAAGUAUGACACGCUGGCGACAGUCACACGCAUCACGAGCCAGAACAUCAUCCGCCAGUACCGCACCUUCCUGCCCAGUUACGGCAUCGACCCGGACCAUAUCGACGAGAUUUUCAUGUGCGGCGGCGGCGCGCGCAACCCAAACAUAAUCAAGUACCUUCAGGAGCAGCUGCCCAAUACGCGCAUCUGCAAGCUCGAUGAGACGGGCGUGCCUGCAGACGCCAAGGAGGCCAUCAGUUUCGCGCAGCAGGCCGUCGAGGCACUCCUAGGCCGUGCCGCCCUCGUGCCUAUCAACAGCGACUCACUCACGCCCAACUGCAUAUCUGGUAAGAUCGCGCCGGGAAAAAAAUGGAGGGAGCUGAUGAGGAUGUGCGUUGCAUUUGGCAAUACUUGGGAGGGAGAGGGGCCGCUGCCGACUGUCAAGGAUAUGGUUGUGGAUAAGCCUUAUACGGAGUGGAAGCCGUAAAGGUGUCGGAGCCCUGGCGUAGGCUUAGGUUCUCAGCUCGAAUACAGAUCUGUUGAUUGGCUAGGACAAUUGAAUGGGCGCUCAAGAGGUAGGUCAGCAGCUCACAGCCUAAAUCGCCAGCGUAGUCACAUCAGUAUAAUAUUCUCUAGUAACAGACUAGCAAUCUCAUCCACAUAGCGACUG
Molecule: messenger RNA, 1507 nt
Organism: Microdochium trichocladiopsis
Lineage: Eukaryota; Fungi; Ascomycota; Sordariomycetes; Xylariales; Microdochiaceae
Product: UPF0075 domain protein
Exons: 2
Coding region: 41-1324 (427 amino acids)
Biological process (GO): peptidoglycan turnover; amino sugar metabolic process
Molecular function (GO): ATP binding; phosphotransferase activity, alcohol group as acceptor
Source: RefSeq, a predicted model, not a curated record